Molecule: messenger RNA, 1758 nt
Organism: Colletotrichum navitas
Lineage: Eukaryota; Fungi; Ascomycota; Sordariomycetes; Glomerellales; Glomerellaceae
Product: membrane dipeptidase
Exons: 5
Coding region: 268-1632 (454 amino acids)
Biological process (GO): proteolysis
Molecular function (GO): metallodipeptidase activity
Source: RefSeq, a predicted model, not a curated record
GCUUAUCGCCCGGGUUGACUCGCGGAUAAGAGUUUCGUGCAAUCGUAGGUACCUCGGAGCUUUGACCCCAGUCAUGACGUGACAUGAUAGGAAAUGAGUAAGAGGAAACGCGAUCCCCGCCGUACGUCCUCUCUGCAAAGCAUCUGCAGAACCACAUUUGCCCAUCUUGGCCUGGGUUGAUAUUCAUGUGCAACGUUCACUAAACGGGAUAACCGCUCGCUACCAAGACUCACUUGGUCACGUCGACCCUGAGCCUGCGCAGGAACAAUGGAAGAGAAACAUCGUCUGGCAGCCGAUGAGGCAUGCGGGGAGGCUGCGUUGACCCCUCGCAAAAGCUCGUCUCCGGCAAAGAGGGCAGUUGUCGCGUGCUUUGCGCUAUGGCUGCUGUCUCUAACUUUCACCUAUCAUCCCGUGAGGUCAUGCUACCAUCAAAUGAGGAAGCCAUCGGGAGCAUCCCGUACCUUCGAGCAGAGAGCUCGCAGCAUCUUGUCCCAUACGCCGCUGAUCGACGGCCAUAAUGAUCUUGCAAUUCUCGUACGGUUUGACUUCAAUAAUCACAUCUACGGGAAGAACUUCACCGAGCCCUUUGAGAACGGCGGCUUUAUGCAGCAUGUUGAUCUGCCCAGGCUUCGUGAGGGGCAGAACGGGGGGGCAUUCUGGAGCGUUUUCGUUCCAUGCCCGGAUAAUGGCAGUGACUUUUCCGAUGCAAACUACGCCGAAAGUGUCCAAUGGACUCUUCAACAGAUCGAUGUUAUGACUCGCAUCAAGGAGGCCUAUCCCAAGGACUUCUCUCCCAACCUGGACAGCGAUGCUGCUCUGGCGGCCUUCCAUCAGGGCCAGCUGAUAUCCCCCCUGGGAGUCGAGGGACUGCACCAGAUCGGCAACUCGGUCGCCAACCUCCGACGUUACCAUGCCAUGGGCGUCCGCUACUCGACUCUCACCCACAACUGUCACAACAAGUUCGCCGACGCCGCGCUUCUCGAGAGCCCUCUACGCAAGGCCGAGCCCCUAUGGCAUGGUGUUAGCCCAGCGGGCCGUCGCCUCAUCCACGAGAUGAACCGAGUCGGUCUUAUUGUUGAUCUCUCACACACGAGCGAGGAGACACAGAUUGAUGUUCUCGGAGGCAAGGACUGGGAGGGCAGCAAGGCGCCCGUCAUCUUCUCCCACAGCUCCGCCUUUAGCGUGUGCCCGCACCCACGCAACGUCAAGGACAACGUGCUCCAGCUCGUCAAACAGCGCAACGCUGUCGUCAUGGUUAACUUCGCCCCCGAGUUCAUUACGUGCGUCGAGUCCGGCAACGCCAACGGUCUGCCGACCUACUUCCCCGGCAACGCCACGCUCGCCCAGGUUGCCCGGCACGUGCUACACAUUGGUAACCUCAUCGGCUUCGACCACGUCGGCUUCGGCUCAGACUUUGAUGGCAUUGAGUCGGUGCCCAAGGGAUUGGAGGACGUGUCCAAGUACCCAGACCUCGUCGCCGAGUUGCUGAGGCAGGGUUUGAGCGAUGAGGAUGCGGCCAAGGUCGUUGGCGGAAACGUUCUUCGCGUCUGGAAGGAGGUUGACGCAGUUGCGGCUAAGUUGCAGAAGGAGGGCGAGCUUCCUCUCGAGGAUGAUCUGCCCAGCUUUAUUUAGUUCAGUCACUGGAGACUUGCUUUUGCGGCAGAGAAGCACAAAUGUGACAGCACUUGGCUAUUUCAGCCUAGCAAAACAUCGUUGAUCGCCACCUUUGUGGCAGUACAAGUGGUAUAGUUAUAUCAU